Abrus precatorius (Indian licorice) is the source of this 1344-nucleotide messenger RNA. Its product is annotated as cysteine protease RD19A-like. The transcript is spliced from 4 exons. Gene Ontology annotation, cellular component: lysosome. The record is from RefSeq and is a predicted model, not a curated record. Gene Ontology annotation, molecular function: cysteine-type endopeptidase activity. The coding region runs from base 84 to 1163 and encodes 359 amino acids. Lineage: Eukaryota; Viridiplantae; Streptophyta; Magnoliopsida; Fabales; Fabaceae.
AUUCUUAGCAUAACCGUUACGUGAAUUCGUUAUAUAUAUAUAAACGAAAGUUUCUUCUCAACUCCUCACUCUUCAUUCUCAAUAUGAAUCGAACUCUCGUCUUCUUCGCUCUCUUCUCCGUCCUCUUCGUCUCUGCAAUUUCCUCCGACGGCGACGGAGACACCUUCAUCCGGCAGGUGGUCGACGGCGUGAGGUUGGGUGCAGAGCACCACUUUUUGGACUUCAAGCGUAGGUUUGGCAAGGCCUACGCUUCCCAGGAAGAGCAUGAUUACAGGUUCAGGGUGUUCAAGGCUAACUUGCGCCGCGCUCGGCGCCACCAGAGUCUGGACCCUUCGGCGGUUCACGGCGUGACUCGGUUCUCCGACCUGACACCGUCGGAGUUUCGGAAGAACGUUUUGGGACUGAGAGGUGUGAGGUUGCCUUCCGAUGCGAAUAAGGCUCCCAUUCUCCCCAUCGAUAAUCUUCCAAACGAUUUUGAUUGGAGAGAUCAUGGAGCAGUUACCUCUGUCAAGAAUCAGGGUUCGUGUGGUUCGUGUUGGAGCUUCAGCACCACUGGGGCACUCGAAGGUGCUCACUUUCUCGCUACAGGGGAGCUUGUAAGUCUUAGCGAGCAGCAACUUGUUGAUUGUGAUCACGAGUGUGAUCCAGAUGAACCGGGUUCUUGCGACUCCGGGUGCAACGGUGGAUUGAUGAAUAGUGCUUUUGAGUACAUCCUUAAGUCUGGUGGGGUCAUGCGCGAGGAAGACUAUCCUUAUUCUGGCACUGACAAAGGGAUCUGCAAAUUUGACAGAGCAAAGAUUGCAGCAUCAGUUGCAAACUUCAGUGUCGUUUCACUUGAUGAAAACCAGAUUGCUGCGAAUCUUGUGAAGAAUGGUCCUCUUGCAGUGGCCAUCAAUGCAGUGUUUAUGCAGACAUAUAUUGGGGGAGUGUCAUGCCCAUACAUAUGUUCAAGACGGCUGGAUCAUGGGGUCUUACUGGUGGGAUAUGGUUCUGGUGCCUAUGCACCCAUUCGGAUGAAGGAGAAGCAAUAUUGGAUCAUUAAAAACUCCUGGGGAGAGAACUGGGGAGAAAAUGGAUACUACAAGAUUUGCCGAGGACGAAAUAUCUGUGGGGUGGACUCCAUGGUUUCAACUGUGGCAGCUGUUCAUACAAAUACUCAGUAGGAUUAAGAUGUAUGUUUGCUUAGUUCACUUUAAUUAAACAUAAUAGUCUUAUCUGUUCUGUUUUUUUUACCAUAAAAUAUGAAUUGCCACCCCCGUUUUAAAGCGGUGCCGAAGCAAUUAACCCAUACAAUCUUUAGAAACAGAUUCUAGACCCUUUAUUUAUGAGAUUUAAUUAUCUUAG